This is a messenger RNA of Trichoplusia ni (cabbage looper), 5698 nucleotides long. RefSeq names its product sialin. The record is from RefSeq and is a predicted model, not a curated record. Gene Ontology annotation, biological process: monoatomic anion transport; transmembrane transport. Bases 65 to 1456 code for a protein of 463 amino acids. Gene Ontology annotation, molecular function: transmembrane transporter activity. The transcript is spliced from 10 exons. Lineage: Eukaryota; Metazoa; Arthropoda; Insecta; Lepidoptera; Noctuidae. Gene Ontology annotation, cellular component: plasma membrane.
UUAAGACUAAUUUGCGUUUUCUUUUGUUCCAGGUUGUCUAACAUGUGUCCAAGUGUUGAAUAUAAUGGUCCUCCUCGGGUUUAUGUUGAACUACGCCCUCAGAGUGAACCUCACGAUCGCGGUCGUCGAGAUGAUUUACGAUGAAAACGAUAAUCACACGGUGGCUAACCUCACGCUUGGUCCACACAAUGUUACUGAGCAUCCAGAGCACAUAGAACAAACACGCUAUCACUGGGACACGAAACAGAAGAACCACCUUCUCGGCUGCUUCUUCUGGGGUUAUGUGCUCACAGAACUACCAGGUGGCAGACUGGCGGAAAUUAUUGGAGCUAGACGGGUGUUCGGCUACAGUACCCUGCUAGCCAGUAUACUCACCCUCCUUACUCCUGGCUCCGCUGCCAUUGGCUUCGGAUGGAUUGUAGCGGUCAGAGUCCUUCUUGGAUUCCUCCUCGGAGCGACAUGGCCAGCUAUCCUCCCCAUGGCAUCCAAAUGGAUCCCGCCAAUGGACAGAUCCAAAUUCAUGUCCAACAUGAUGGCAUCAUCAUUGGGCGCAGCGCUGACGAUGCCGAUCUGCGGGUUCCUGAUAGCGCACUUCGGCUGGGAGUCAGCUUUCUACUUCACCGGUAUAAUCGGUGUGAUGUGGUCUGUGGCCUGGUUCGCCGUCGUCUAUGACACUCCUGCGCAGCACCCGCGCAUCUCUGAAACCGAACGUAACUUCCUCAUGAAGGCUUUGCCUCAAGACAGCAAUAACAAAGGGCACAUGCCAGUACCAUGGAAGAGUAUGCUGCUAUCUCCACCAGUGUGGGCCAUCAUCAUCACUCACGGAGCUUCUGUCUUCGGUUACUUCACCGUCGUCAACCAACUGCCGAGCUACAUCGAGAGCAUCCUGCACUUCAACAUUAAACACAACGGUCUCCUAUCAUCUCUACCUUACUUGGGCAAAUACCUGUGCGCGCUGGCAUCAUCCGUGCUCGCCGACUGGCUCCGUCGCAGCGGGAAACUCUCUACCACGGCCGCUAGGAAACUUUUCACCGGAUUCGCUGUAGGCCUACCAGGUCUCCUGAUGAUCGCGCAAGCUUACCUAGGUGGUGACCGCGUGUGGUCCAUCGCUAUCUUCACCUCUGCCCUUACCAUCAACGGCGCCGUCACCGCCGGCUACCUCGGCAACGGUCUGGAUAUCGCACCCAACUUCAGUGGAACAAUCUUUGGCUUGGCAAACACUCUGUCCUCGUUCGGAGGCUGGCUGUCCACCUUCAUGGUUGGAGAACUCACUAAGGAUAACAACACUCCUGAACAAUGGAAGAUCGUGUUCUACAUCCUGGCCGGCACGUACAUCACGGGCGCGCUCUGCUUCGUGACGCUCGGCUCCGGCGAGCUGCAGCCCUGGAGCUCGCACAAGCCCAGCGCCACGCCGGACAAGAACGAGGAACAGCCGCUUAAUGAGGAGAAGGCGUAAGCUGGAGAUACGCUACAGGUACACUGGAAUCAGAAUCUUAAAUCACAUUACAUAAACUAGAUUUGCAUAAAAUCAAUCAAAUUACUUAAAGAUGUUGCUGGUACUUCUAUUUUCCUAAUAGCCUCGUUAGCUAAGCUGCGGUCAGAAAAAGUAUCAAGUACAAAAAAUGUCAAUCAAAAAUGUGAAAUGUCAUACGAUGAUGCAGUACGAAUCCACAUGCGCAAGAGUUUAAUUUUGAUUCCAGUGUAAUAAGAGUUAAUUGAGAAUCAGACAUGUUAGGACAAAAUUAUGACAGCUGUAAUUCAGGGAUGUCUAGAUAAAUAUCAGCAAUUAAAAUAAAUUUUGCAAGUUUUCUAAAUUGAGAUUUUACAGUGUUUUUGGAAAUAUUUAAACUUUUGUAGCUUUGUAUAAACAAUUGCCUGCAUGUCUGAAUAUUGUUAAUAAUACACCUCGUUACAAUUUUCACUAAUUAUCACAAAACGUAUAAUGAAACAUUUUGAGACUCGAAAUUAGUUUCAUUAUUAGUUUAUACAAGUUGUUAUAUUAGGAUUAUAGCAGUUUUUAUUUUAACAAUAAUUCAAAACUUACGUAGGAAAAAAAGCAAAUAAAAUUGAUAAUAUAUAAAUAGAUACUCAAAAUUCGUAAACAUUUUCCAUUAUUUAUAAACAAAUAAAAAACUGCUAUCAUCCUAAAACUUAAAAAGAAAGCACAAGUAAUAAUUUUCCCACUUCUAAUACGAUUACAAGUGAGAAAAUGAUUCCUUAUGUAUUGUUAAAAAUAUAAAGAAAAAAAAAACUCAAAAAAAGGCUGUUUAGUGUGUAAAUAUAAUGUGAUGUAUUUAUAUGGAACCGGCGCGCCCACGGACUCUGUUGACGGUUGGUUCGUACGAAACCCGACUCAUACGUAACGCUAAGUGUCAGGAAAUCAAAUGUUGUGGUCAGGCGUUCUUAUUCAUUAAUGGAUUAUACUACUUACUACCUAACCAGAAUACGUAAUAUGAUGGUAUCAUAAAAAAAAUGUUGAAACAAUACAUAGAUUUCUGUGUUAUAUCGAAUUUAUCAAGUUAAAUAGUGCAGGAUACAAAAGGAAAACAACUUAUUGACACUUUUAUUAUACCUUAUACUGAAGAAAAUAGAGUUCAAUUUUGUUAAAAACAUUGAUUUUGAUAUUCCAGAAAACUGUCUUUAACUUAAUUGGAAUUUUCUUUUACUAAGUAUAAUCCAUUGAACGGACGCCUGGCUACAAAUAAAUAUAUUUUUGUUGCUUCAACGCUUUUGGUAAUGCGAGUAUGUUAGACAAUUUGUGAGGACGCGGUAUGGAAUGUAAAUGAUUUGAUAUUUCUUAGUUAGGGUUCCUAUACACCAAAUAUCCAGUGAAUUGAAGUAGACGUGGAUGAUCUAGGGCUGCUAGGGCAAACCGUCACCUCCUAAUUUAAUAGUCCAGUUGUGAAGUACUCCUUCACUUACACGACUGCAGGUAUAUUACUUUAAGACAUGACGGUGGAAUUUGCUACCCAGUCCAAAAUCACGCGAUAACCUAAUUGAAAAUGUAAGACCAAGCACUAAGGUUGCUUUUCGUUUGUCACUUAUAAACUCAAACAUAAUUAUUCGUGAUAGCUAAGUACAUAUCCAUCAUAUACAUUCCAGUUCGUUCGUAUAGGCUGGUAUACCAGUGUUAGGGUAGCGCUUACCAAAUUGUACUGAUAGGUGUAAGGCGGAUCCGAUCCGGGGACCAAAGUUGUCGACAGCAAAAUUCUGUCUGUAAUUGAGCUGUAGUUGUAGAUAAACGGUACUUUUAGUGUCUACGUAUUUGCGGGUCGCAGUUGACUUUUUUGUGCGGGUUCAAAUAAUUAAAACAAAACAAAAUGAUUAAUACUCGGAAUAAGCGUUCGUGGAUCACACAAAUGCUUGUCCUACAUCAGUUUCAAACCCGCGUCACGUCGCUCACAGUGACCUAUACCACUCGGCACAAAUUUAUAUUCCCAAUUUUUCAGGCAGUUAAAUUUAUCUGAUAACCUUAAAUCUAGUAAAUAAUUGAAUUCAGUAUACUCCAGCCAGUCCACUACGACUUGUCAAACACACGUGAUUAUUGAACAUUCUCACAAAGUACCACGACUAAAAACCGUGCCUUCGCUCAAUUACAGACAAAAACAAUGAUUUCUUGAAUUAUAAUUUUGUAAGUAUUUAAGUAUCUUAUUUAUUUUUCUACGUCGAAGGUUUAGGAAAAUUCAGAGCCAUUAUAGCUUACCAGUGAAGCGACAGCUUCGCUUGCAUCCAACCAUAGGCAAGCCUCGUUACUUUUACCGUAAGACAUAGAUAUUAAGAUUAUAAGGGUGGUCCUUUUGACAUGUAGGAUUUAUAAUAUUUUUUUAUUUCAAAACACUUCUUACGGUCUGAGAUUUUCGUUGUUUCAUUAUCAAAGCCUAAAUUACGAAUCAAGUUUUGCUUUAAAGUAUCCAUAUUGUCGUGAUUUAAUUUAUUAGUAACAACAAGUACAGUAUAAUUCUCCAUAAAUGAAAUAGUAUAAACGUCCUACAUGUCGGGCCCACCCGUUAGCCAUGUUCGCACUUAGCUUUAUUACAAGGGACAAUGCAUUGUAAUUGUGUGCAUUUCAACAACUGUGAUAAAGAGCUUUGUCUAUGGUGACUUCGCUAGUGCCCUUACAAACGUAGCUCUCAAAAUUAUGGAGUAAUAAAAUUAUCACACGAAUCGUUUUACGGCUAUUUUAGUUCCUAAAGCAUGAUCAGUAUUUCGUAAAAGUUUUCUCGUCCGUUCUUUUGUGUUUUUGGGUAGACGGACCGUUUUAUAUGUAUUACUUGUAUUAGCUAAGUGACAAUGUCCAUGUAUAUUGUAUUCAUAUCAGAAUCUGUAUUAGUCUAUAAUUGUAUGUUAUAUUUUGUUGCAUAAGUCUCUCUGAUAAUGAGUUUUAUACAUUAUAUUUAAGAGUAAUGCUAGUUAAUGUACCAUUUAUAGGGAAAAUGUAAUGUUAUAUUUCAAUAGUGUUGUAUUCUAACCAAAUGUUAAAAAAAGUUUAAUUGAAUGAAUUAAAAAACAAUUAAUCUUGAUUUUACAUAUCUGGUUAGAGAACUACACUAUUAAUUAAUGAAUUAUUUUGUUGUUCACCAUCGUCCGUCUAUUCCCAUAACUAUUUCCACAGACAAACGACCGUAUCCUUCCAACGAUUGCAGGGUAACUAAGUCCAUAGAGUACAUUGUAUAAACAAAAUAAUAAUUACUUAAGUUAAUUAGCUUGUCUGUGGAAACUUGCACUAUAUGUUAGUAUUAUCCCAAUAUCACGUCAUAUGUGCAAGCUUAUAUAAAGUAUCCCAAAACUCAAGAAAGCAUUUUUAGUAAUAAUACCAUAAACGUGUAUUCGACCCUUUAAUUGAUAUUUUACGAUAAACUUAAUAAAAUAAAGUUGUUUUUAUCAUUUUGUGAACACAUCCCUUUAUAAAAUAGCUUUGAGACGUGGCUAUUUAGGGUAAUUAAAUCAAGAGUUGUACGCAUCAGAGCUUUUGGGUAUUUUUAUUAAUCAUUUUAUAUAAUUAUCUAUUUUUCGUGAGACAUGUUUACCGACUUUACUUACAUAAAGAUAAUGUAGGUGCUAUUCGAAACGUUGUCACUGAAUUAUUUAAUUUGAUUGCAUUGCAUUUGAUUUUAAAGUUUAUAUAAAAAUCAUUUCGAUCGCAUGUCAAGAUUUCAUGUUUGCACAUGCUACAUAAUUUAUAUACAUGAAUAGAAAAUGUCACCACGAAUAAUAUUAAUCAAUUUAUUAUUUCCAUCUAGUAUUUGAGAUAAUUAUCAUUCAAUUAUUUUAUAGCUUACCAGUUAAUUUAAUUAUAUUUUUAGUUUUGCGAAUCUUAAAUUAAGGUUCUUUAUAAACGGGGCAACGCAAGUCUCAGAUAUCUGACGGUAAUAGUCUCGGAACCUCUAUUUUGGCGGUACUUUAGAGGCAAAUCGUCAGGUAUUGGCUGAUUUUUUUUACCCCAUAAAGAAUCUGUUUCUAUGUUUACACAAUACAAUAUCUGUAAGACAGGAUUAAAUAAGUAAUAUAAUAUGUAUUGAAGAGUGACAAGUUCGGUUACGAAUGAUUGUAAUGCAUGUGUUCAGUAUGUUAUGUAAGGCAAUAUUUAUGUAUUUUCGUAUUUAAUGCAUGUCAUAAGGUAACAAAUUGUUAUGUCACAUGACAACUCCGUAAUUUUGUGAACCAUUUUCUUUUUGAAAAUAAAGAAUUUACCAAAAUA